Messenger RNA from Protomyces lactucae-debilis, 1682 nucleotides. RefSeq lists its product as uncharacterized. NCBI's taxonomy places the organism in Eukaryota, Fungi, Ascomycota, Taphrinomycetes, Taphrinales, Protomycetaceae. Gene Ontology annotation, molecular function: trimethyllysine dioxygenase activity; iron ion binding. The transcript has 2 exons. Gene Ontology annotation, cellular component: mitochondrion. The record is from RefSeq and is a predicted model, not a curated record. The coding region runs from base 252 to 1526 and encodes 424 amino acids. Gene Ontology annotation, biological process: carnitine biosynthetic process.
ACGACGCAGCAGCAUCCAGCGCAGUACGAGGUGGGCCCGUGGAUCGAGAGGAGCAGAGACAGGGCGGAGGCAGUAGCUAGAGACCAGGCCCAAUAUAUCUCAUAGCUGCCAUGUCUCCAUGCAUGCGAGAGGCCAAUCUACACGGCGCCUUCUUCGCUGCCUUCUUCUGCUCCCCGGUGGCUCCACACUUGACACCGCUACCCACAACGUACACCAGCUAGCUACACACUAGACAAGAGCUAGAGAGAGCCAUGCUUGCGGCCUGCUUCCGGCAAACAGCCAAUCGAUCACAUACAGCACAGGCGACACAAUUGUGUCGAGGCCUGAUUGCCCAACGGCGCCUAGAAAGCACACACAAGCCAGCCAAGGAGCACUCCAUCUCUCUCAGUGCCCGUAAACUCAAUAUCCCCUGGCAAGACGGCAAGACAUCCAGCUUCCAUCACAUAUGGCUUCGUGAUCAUUGUCGCAGCAAGUCCUGCUUUCACCCAGUCACACACCAACGUCUUCUCGACACCUCCCUCCUUCCUCGCGACAUUGCACCGACAAACGUCGAACAAGGCGAGGAAGGACUCACGCUGACCUGGCCAGAUGCACAUCAAAGCUAUUUCAGCUACGACUGGCUACAUCGCCACUCCUACAGUCCCAAAUUUCCACGGCCCGAUGCACUCGAGGCGCCGCAGCACUUUUGGGGCAGUGAGAUUAAGGAGUCCCUGCCGACCAUUGCAUACGACGAUAUCAUGGCUUCCGAUGAAGGUGUUGGUCGCUGGUUGACUCAGAUCCAUACAUACGGAUUCAGUCUCGUGGAUGGCACUCCCAUCGACCCAGCGGCAACACAAGCACUACUCGAACGCAUCGCUUUCAUUAGACAGACGCAUUAUGGCGGUUUCUACGAUUUCACCGCUGACUUGGCACACGGUGAUCUCGCCUACACGAACGUCGCCCUGCCACCGCAUAAUGACACCACUUACUUUUCUGAUCCCGCUGGAUUGCAAAUGUUUCACUUGUUGGCUUUUGAUGGGACCGGUGGCGAGUCGUUGCUAGUCGAUGGAUUCAAAGCUGCAAAACAACUAAGGCAAGACCAUCCCAAAGCAUACAGCACAUUGUCGAGGGUACGUGUACCGACCCAUUCUGCAGGAGAUGUGGAUAAAUGCAUUACACCCAGUAUUGGUGGCGGUGCUUUUCCCAUCCUCAAUCAUGAUCCAGCGACUGGUUUAUUGUCACAGGUUCGCUACAACAAUGAAGACCGCAGUACCAUGACGAGUUUCACAGAUGAUCGUGAAGUGGAGGAUUUCUAUGAAGCGUUGCAAGUAUGGCAUACACUACUGGUGAGUCCUGCGAUGAUGCUGCAAUUCCCAAUGAAACCGGGGCAAGCACUCAUCUUUGACAAUUGGCGCGUUUUGCAUGGUCGCACGCAGUUUGACGCGACAAAGAGACGGAUUUGUGGUGGGUAUAUCAGUAUGGAUGAUUACCAAAGUCGACGCAAGCUCACGACGCGAGGUAGGGAAGCCGUCAUGUUUGAUCUAUAAAGCCACAUUCUAUAUCUAUGCCAACAAUGAAAGAGAUGCUUGUAGACCUAUCUACUCUGAAGCAACGGGCUUGAGCACCAUUGGCUUCUGGUCCUCUGCAAAAGGCACACCCAAUUCGAGAAGCUUGCAAAAGACCUUGCUAAAGUCAUUGUAGAA